This is a messenger RNA of Seriola aureovittata, 3960 nucleotides long. It is a transcript of the gene lingo2, whose product is annotated as leucine rich repeat and Ig domain containing 2. Lineage: Eukaryota; Metazoa; Chordata; Actinopteri; Carangiformes; Carangidae. Bases 1032 to 2873 code for a protein of 613 amino acids. The record is from RefSeq and is a predicted model, not a curated record. The transcript is spliced from 6 exons. Gene Ontology annotation, molecular function: protein binding. Gene Ontology annotation, cellular component: plasma membrane.
UGGGAGAACAAGCGGUUCGCCUCAUUCCGCUGCUCUCUCAGCAUCCAUUCUGUGAGACCCUGUUCCGGAGAGGAGAGAGCUACAUAACAGGCAAAUUGAAGAAGGAAAAGGGGGAAAAAAUCCAUUGAAGAGGGAGGAUAUCGAGGAAAAUAACACAUAAUCAGGGCUUACUGGCAUCCACUAUCACCUCUUACAGCUUUUCACAGAGGUGCCUGAAAGUUUCCAUCUGGGGGACACUCUUCCCUUGUUGUGGGGAUGAACAGCGGAUGCUGAAUUUCAUUCCUGAAGGCAGGAGGAAAGCUGUGAAGACCGGCUGGAUUCACUUGCAGUGGAGCUGGUAGUGCGCACCAGAAGAGAUCCUACAGUGCCUCUUUCUCUCUCUCGCUCUGUCUCUGACACACACAUUUUCCAGUAGAAUACAUGACAUUAUUUCACUGUGCCAAGGUGGAAUAUCUGGGCAAGCAACCCAAAACUAAUUCUCCUGAACCAGGGAAGUAAAGAGGAACAGAUUAUGUACAGAAUCAAUGAAGGACAUCCUGUUUACAAAAAGUAAGUUCUAAUCAGAAAAGGCUUUGAAUUGGGUUCUGAUUCUGAAAGACUUGGAUUUUUGCCCUUUGUUGUGGAGCAGCACUGAGCUUCAAUCAGCUUAUCUUGUGGACUAUAGGGUUCUGGAUGGUAUUUCAAGACUGAGUCUGUGUAGGGACCUAUCCGCUCUCCUGGCAGAAAGCAGACAUGUUCUUUGCCUCUGUUCCAGUAUGGCCCUGGAGUAAGUGACCUGUGAAUAUAGUCACACUGGGGAUUUUCUAAAGGACUUCCUUGCUUCUGUAAGAGUGUAGGGACAUCUGACAUUGGGAAGCCCUGCAGGCAAACUUCCUCAGCCAUCAUAGUUUCGGCAUCUUGCUGAGUCCCGGUACAACUUGUCAUUCUAAAACAUAAAAGACAGAAAAUAGGGACAACCACAGCAAAAGAAGAGAGAAAAGAAUAGGCCAUGGCUGAGGGGAUGAUUGCUUCUCAAAGUGAACCGUGACAGAAUGGUGGACUGUAUGAGCAAAGUCAUGCUGCACACGGUCGUCUCAUGCUGGCAGCCAUUCCUGGGACUGGCCCUCGUGGCUGUCUUUGUGGGUUCUACCCUGGGAUGUCCCUCGCGCUGCGAGUGUUCGGCGCAGAGCAAGGCAGUUGUCUGUCAUCGCAAGCGCAUGCUCAAUAUACCGGACGGCAUCCCCACAGAGACCAGGAUCCUGGACCUGAGUAAGAAUAAGCUGACAAUGAUCAAACCUGAUGACUUUGUUGCCUUUCCUGGUCUUGAGGAACUUGAUCUUAGUGGAAAUAUCAUCAGUUAUGUUGAGCCCGGAGCUUUCAAUGCCCUGUUUAACAUGCACUCGCUCAGUCUCAAGAGCAAUCGUAUCAAGCUCAUUCCUCUGGGUGUCUUUGGAGGUUUGACAAAUCUUACCCGACUGGAUAUAAGUGACAACAAGAUUGUCAUCCUCCUGGAUUAUAUGUUUCAGGACUUGCACAAUCUAAAGUUCUUGGAAGUAGGAGACAACGAUCUGGUUUACAUUUCUCACCGUGCAUUCAGUGGACUUUUAAGCCUGGAGAUACUAACCUUAGAAAGAUGCAACCUUACAAUUGUGCCCACUGAGGCCCUUUCCCACCUGCAUAACCUUGUCAGCCUCCAUCUACGAUACCUCAGCAUCAGCACUUUGCAUCCUUACUCAUUCAAAAAGCUGUUCCGGCUGCGGCAUCUAGAAAUUGAUAAUUGGCCUUUGCUAGACCAUGUGCCAGCCAAUACCCUGCACGGCCUCAACCUUACACUGCUGUUCAUAACCAAUACCAAUUUGUCCUCCUUCCCUUACCAAGCCCUGAAGCAUCUGCCCUACCUGACACACCUCAACCUGUCCUACAACCGCAUCAGGCACAUUGAAGGGGGAAUGCUCAUGGAGCUGGUCCGUCUGCGAGAGCUCCAUCUGGUUGGUGCCCAGUUAACCACCAUUGAACCAUAUGCCUUCCAGGGCCUACGGGGGCUUAAAGUCCUUAAUGUCUCUCACAACCGACUGGAUACACUGGAGAAAGGUGUUUUUCAGUCCCCUGAGUCUCUCGAGGUUCUUCUGAUUGACAACAACCCUUUAGUGUGCGACUGUCGUCUCAUGUGGAUCCUACAAAAAAGGCACUCCAUCUUCUUUGGGGAUUCGCAACCGGAGUGCAGCACACCUGAGGGUAUUCGCGGCAGGCCUUUUAAGGAGUUUAAGGAGACUCUUUUGUCUUAUUACGUGACAUGCACCAAGCCAAAAAUUCGUGAGAAUAAAACACAAACAAUCACUGUGGAUGAAGGCCAGCAGGCAAUGUUGCGCUGCAGUGCUGAGGGGACACCAAGGCCCACUGUGUCCUGGUUGUCCCCACGCCGACGAGUUCUGACAAGUAGGAGCCAUGGUAGAGUGACCGUCCACAACAAUGGCACACUGGAGAUCAAGUCAGCAGAGGUACAAGACAGCGGAGUGUACCUUUGCCUUGCAUCAAACACCGCUGGGAAUGACACCCUGAUGACUUCAUUGGCGGUGAAAAGUCUGGGAUCGCUGUAUGCUAACAGGACCCAGUACUACACAGAUCCUAGCAAUACCACUACCAAUGGGACGACUGGUGUGACCCUUGGUCUGGACCUAAAGACUAUUCUGGUGUCAACAGCUAUGGGUUGUUUUACGUUCCUGGGAGUGGUCUUGUUUUGUUUCCUGCUCCUUUUUGUUUGGAGCAGAGGCAAAGGAAAACAUAAAAACAACAUAGAUGUUGAAUAUGUGCCUCGGUCAAAGUCCAAUGGCACUAACGUUGACUCGGCAGAGGGACAAGCUGGUCCUCGUCGUUUUAACAUGAAAAUGAUGUGACUUCUUUUAUAGAUUAUGGAUUGUGGAAAUGCCUAAAGUACAAUGUAUUUUUUUGCAAAUAGGACUACUGAACUUCCCAAUGCAGGGAGUGGUAGUGAGAAGAUUUGGGGCAUCCUAACAAGAAGAGCAGUACCUUAAAUCACUGGAUCUUUACAAAAUGCUUGGAUACUGUUUCAAAUACUGAAAUGCGAGUAGGACAUCCUUACAUAAUGGCCAGCGGGCAACUUCUUCAACAUGGAUGAAGAGUGAAAACUGUUGCCGUCAAGGGGACCUAAAGGGAACAGGUGUCAUUUAUCAGCUUUUUGAAAUUUAUAUGCCCAAAAAGAACCCUUCAGUUUUGGGUUGGAUCCACAGACUCUGCUGAACCAUGUACAGUACAAAUUUGUAUCUAAGCUAUUAACCUACUUUGUUUAGUCUUGCGCCAUGCUUAUUCACAGAACGAAUCAAUGAAACAGACCAUCAUUUCCUAUGUUCAAUACUUUGCAUAUGUGUACCUAAUGCUUCAUUAUGUACAUGUAUGUACAUAUUCAUUCAAAAGAACUAUUCAUAGCAAUAUUCAUGGGAUGCAUUAGCCAAAAUUGAUAUAACCCCACAUUCAGCAAGAACAUUCUUCAGACUUUUAAGGUUUCCAUGGAUUCAGGAAGGGCUUCUAUGGGUGAUUAUCUGUCCCUGUUCCCCCAAUUGAUUCCUAGAUAUUAAUAAAUAUAUAUUAUUUAUCAAUGAAAAUAAAAGAAAAAAAUCAAAAUAAAAUGUUGAGCAUUUUACAAAAUCAGUCCUCAAAUACUGUUCAGGAUCCAACAUAACACUUGAUCAUCAUAAAGAUGACCCAGUAUUGGUCAAAGUACCUACAUGAACCACCUUUUUGUCCUAUUUUCGUCUCUUCUUAUUCCUUUAACUGUACCUUUGCUGGUUGGCAAACUACAUGUGUCAAUUUUACUACAGUGACAUUUGCAUCAUUUUGCCCAGUAGGAAAUUUGGACUUUGUUGUGGUAGUUCCUCAUUUUGUUGUUGAAUCACUUAGAUUGUGAAAACUUCAAAAGUAAAAGUAAAAAAAUAUGUAUGUGAAAUAAAUGAAGAUGUAUUUGUA